AUGGCGGACACAACUCUCCAGUCGUGGGAGUACCUCGAGACACUUCCAGGGACGCAAUUCUAUCGCCUUUACAGGAGUCCAUCCUCUGCUUUAGCGAUCUUUAGAAAACGGCUGUCAGCACUGGCAAAGUCCUUCGUCUUGAUGCUGUUGUACAUGCCCCGUCCCAUGCCAGCGAAACAACUGGAACAGUUUGUUCAGGACACCAGCAGGGGCGAACGUGAGCAUGCUUUGGAUCUACUUCACCGUUACCAUAUAUUUCGAGAUGUCACUCUCAACUCGACAAAAGCAUAUGCGUUGACAGCGGACUUUGCCAAAUCCCUCCGUCGCGCUUUGACGGGGGCAGGAGACAGUCGGUCAUUCGGAAAAGCCGCGAGGGUCCCGGAAAGCGACAGAGUCACCAUAUCGCAGCUGGAUGAGUACUCGCGUCAAAGAUGGGAAGGUAUAUUAGGCUACAUGGUUGGCUCAUCUGCCAUUCCGCUCGAAACGGCAAAUGAGCAGCAGGCGAUCGAACCGGCCCCGGGAGUCAUUGAGCUUCUCAAAGCAGGUCAUCUCAUCGAAGUCAGCGGGGCCUAUAGUCACGGUCAAAGAGCCAAGAUCACGAAGGAAGGCUUUGCGUUCGUCCUGCAAGACAUUAAUACCCAAGUAUGGGCAUUGCUUUUCCUCUACGUGGACAAUGCCGAGGUCUUUGACAUGGACAAGGUCGACGUCCUUUCCUUCCUUUUUCUUGUCUCGUCGCUAGAACUAGGACUUGCAUACUCGACCUCUACUCUAGACGAAACCCAACAGCGCUGCCUCUCCGACCUUGUUUCCCUAGGUCUCGUCUAUCAACCCCCAUCGGACAACGGUGUCACUCCUGCCGAUUACUUCUACCCGACGCGCCUGACCACAACGCUGACCUCCGACUCCGCCACGGCACUCUCGACGGCGAACCUCACCAUCGGCACGUCACUCUCCCAGAAAUACUCAUCCAGCUCCUCGUCAGGCACAACUACGCCCUCCGGCACCGUCACACAAAAGGGCUUCAUCAUUGUUGAAACCAAUUACCGCGUCUAUGCCUACACUUCUUCCCCUUUACAAAUCGCCCUCUUGUCACUAUUCAUAAACCUUCGUUCUCGCCACCCGAACCUCGUCACGGGGAAAAUGAGUAAAUCCUCCGUUCAACGAGCCGUUCAGGCCGGCAUCACUGCCGAUCAGAUCAUUUCUUAUCUGACAACUCAUGCCCACCCUCAGAUGAGGAGGCAUGCGCAGGCUGAACAAGCCGCCUUGUUAGCACGGGGUACCGCUACAGAGUCGCAGGCGCAGAGAACAGUGCCAGUGCUGCCGGCGACGAUAUUGGAUCAGAUCCACCUGUGGCAAUUGGAAAGAGACCGCAUGACCACGACACCAGGGUUUCUGUUCAGGGAUUUCUCCACCCGGGCAGAGUACGAGGCCAAUUGUCGGUAUGCAGACGAGACUGGCGUUUUGGUGUGGAAAGACGAUGCAAAGAGGUUGUUCUUUGUGACGCGCUUAGAGGGCGUGAGGGCGUUUAUGGCGGAGAGGAGAGCGACUGGCGGUGCCGGCGCAGUACAAGGCUGA
Molecule: messenger RNA, 1575 nt
Organism: Cladophialophora psammophila CBS 110553
Lineage: Eukaryota; Fungi; Ascomycota; Eurotiomycetes; Chaetothyriales; Herpotrichiellaceae
Exons: 1
Coding region: 1-1575 (524 amino acids)
Biological process (GO): nucleotide-excision repair
Cellular component (GO): transcription factor TFIIH holo complex; transcription factor TFIIH core complex
Molecular function (GO): double-stranded DNA binding; ATPase activator activity
Source: RefSeq, a predicted model, not a curated record